AUGCAGCGAGCUCUAGAACAAGCUUUGGAUCAUGCGGAAUAUGUUACCGAAAGGGCCCAACAGAGACCGCCGAAAAGGAAAUACUCAUCCAGUGGGAAGCCGUCGCUCCAUGAAAAACUUUACGACAUUUAUGUUGAAGAAUGUGAAAGAGAGCCUGAGGUUACAGAGGAGCUGAGAAGCAACGUGAACCUGUUAGAGAAGCUUGUUAGGAGAGAGUCCUUGCCAUGUUUGGUGGUCAACCUGUACCCAGGAAAGGAGGGCUACUCGCUGAUGCUCAAGGGAAAAAAUGGAUCCUAUUCAGAGAGCAUUCGACUGCCUUAUGAAGAAAAGGAACUGCUCGAAUACUUGGACGCAGAAGAAUUACCUCCCGUUUUGGUGGAUCUCUUGGAAAAGUCUCCCGUUAACCUUUUUCAUCGUGGGUGUGUCAUAGCAGAAAUACGGGACUACAGGCAGUCCAGUGGGAAGUUCCCUCCCGGCUACCAAAGCAGGCAUAUUCUCUUACGCCCCACGAUGCAGACUUUAGUCUGCGAUGUACAGGCCAUAACCAGCGAUACCCAGAAAUGGACCCAGGAGGACAGACUUUUGCUUGAGAGCCAGCUGAUCUUGGCUACAGCUGAACCCCUGUGUCUAGACCCUUCUGUAUCCGUAGCCUGCACUGCAAACAGACUGCUCUACAACAAGCAAAAGCUGAACACUCUUCCCAUGAAAAGGAGCUUCAAGAGGUAUGCCAUGGCCUCGCUGAAUCGGCAGCAGGAGCUGUCUCAGUGUCCACCUCCUCCUGAGCUAAGAGUACUGGCUUCUUGCAAAAAAAUAAGAGAGAGUAAAACAGGUGAGCGCGAUGGCCUCCAAGCUUUUCAAGCAGGCAGUUGUGUAGACACGUGGAGACAGAGACCUUGUGACUUGGCGGUACCUUCUCAGGUGGAUGUGGAGAAGUAUGCCAAGGGGAAGAAGGCUGUCGGAUGUGAUGACUCACAGCCAACAGUCUGGCCCAGGAAGGAGGCACGAGAUGGUUUUGUAUUUGGGUGCGAGGCUGGCUACCAGUCCCAGGCAACAAGGCAGACCACUGGGCAGCAGCUUGAUAAUUCAAUUGCCUCUGGGCAAAGGGCCCCUAGACAAAGCGCCUGUCAAAAAGCCACAUUGGAGAGAGAGCUGUGUCCCCCCGACUCGUCCUCGGGGGAGCAUUCCAACAGUGUCCUGCCCAGGCCCAAGACUGAUGCUGGGCAGGUGGCCAGUCAGACGGAGGAAGUGGUCCAGGAGCGCGCCCAGUGUCCAGCGCAGAUGUCGCUCAGCUCCGAUGGCCCAGCGGGUCUCAGGCCCCCUCCGGGGAAAGAACCAGAACAGCCUCAGAUCACGUGCAUUGUGUCUUCAGCGCUGGGCAGGGGAGCCAGACACCCGCCUCCACUCCAGAGACUUCCCGGGAGGGCAGGACAGAGCCCGCGGGGUGACCCUUUGACUCCUCAGCAGGCGGGCGGCCCUCUGGCAUCUCCGGCGCCUGCCCCUGCUCCCAGGCCGCCAGGUCUCUUCCAGAACUCCUUUGUGGAGCUGCACCGAGUCAGCUGGAUCCCUGCCGCCGCCCUGUCUGCUGCAGGUGCCUCCCAGAGGCCCCCCGGCGCCCCGGGGACGGCCGCCUCCGCGGGCCCAAAGGGCCCCGGCGUGGCGGGCCCCGGCGGCGCAGGCCCGGCCUCCGAGAGAGGCUCUGCCCCCGGAGAACCGGCCCCGGCCGGAGCGCGGCCCCCCGCCGCCCGUCGCAGAGGCGGAGGCGUCCAGCUGCUGGUGAAAGGGCCUGUGGGUGUGGAGCCCCUGACCCUGGUGCAGCUGCCCCGCGGUCCGCUCCUCUGGAGCAGCGGGCAGCAGGCCCCGCCGCCGCCGCGGCUCUUCCAGCUGGUUCGCCCGCCGUCCCCGCCGCGCCCCGCCGCCGCCGCGCGCCCCGGGCAGCCCCCGGCCCUGGGCUCAAGGUCCCGCGCUUCUGGCGGCCAGGGCCCGGUCCCCCCCGUGCCGCAGGCGGUGGUGGUUCACCUGGGUGGAGCCCAGGGUUUCCUGCAGCCGCGGGCCGCGCUGCCGCCUCAGCCGGGCCUCGGCUCCGGCCGCGGCCGCCCAGGGCCGAGCCUCCCCCCGCGGCGGGCCGGGCCCCCAGCGGCUCCGCGGCCCCAGGUGCGCCUGCGGCUCGUGCCGGGCGAGGCGGCGCCGGCCCGGGCCACAGCCUUCGCAGAGCUGCCAGGGCAGCGCCCUCAGGGCCAGCAAGCCGCCAGCCCAGCCGAAGGCCAAGAGAGCAGAGGCCCGCAGGCCGCCUCCCAGCCCUGA
This is a messenger RNA of Phacochoerus africanus (Common warthog), 2301 nucleotides long. RefSeq names its product transcription factor SPT20 homolog. Bases 1 to 2301 code for a protein of 766 amino acids. Gene Ontology annotation, molecular function: transcription coregulator activity. Lineage: Eukaryota; Metazoa; Chordata; Mammalia; Artiodactyla; Suidae. Gene Ontology annotation, cellular component: SAGA complex. The record is from RefSeq and is a predicted model, not a curated record. Gene Ontology annotation, biological process: regulation of transcription by RNA polymerase II. The transcript has a single exon.